This is a messenger RNA of Engraulis encrasicolus (European anchovy), 1724 nucleotides long. RefSeq names its product steroid 5 alpha-reductase 3 (gene srd5a3). The transcript is spliced from 5 exons. NCBI's taxonomy places the organism in Eukaryota, Metazoa, Chordata, Actinopteri, Clupeiformes, Engraulidae. The record is from RefSeq and is a predicted model, not a curated record. Gene Ontology annotation, cellular component: endoplasmic reticulum. Gene Ontology annotation, biological process: dolichol-linked oligosaccharide biosynthetic process; polyprenol catabolic process. Gene Ontology annotation, molecular function: 3-oxo-5-alpha-steroid 4-dehydrogenase activity. Bases 29 to 967 code for a protein of 312 amino acids.
CCAGUAGGCUACGUCGUGAUGCAUUACGAUGCUUGGAGGGCUGCGGGUUGUGGAUGUGACAUGGUUUUCUCUGGGAUUUGGUUUCUUCUUGGCUCUCUGUCUCCAUAGGUUCUCACGCCAUGCAGCGGAAUUGGAGAAAUCCCCUUUCAUUCAGCUUUUCCAGGACCUGAUCCGAUACGGGAAAACUAAAACACAGAUAAAGCGGCCGGACUUCCUACGAAGCUUUGAUGUUCCCAAGAGAUGGUUCUGCCAUUUUUACACUGUUUCCAUUGUAUGGAAUGGCCUCCUCCUGGUCCUACUCCUCCAAGCGGUUUUAUUGGAGGAGGGUCUCCCAAAGUGGUUGACUGAUGCACUUGCUUUUUUGAAUGGUGGACAAGCCAACUCAGGCACAGAUCGCCCACUGUCUGUCCUGCUAGUUCACAUCUUGCUAUGGAUCCACAGUCUGAGGCGUCUGUUGGAGUGCCUGUACGUGAGCGUGUUCUCAGAUGGAGUCAUCCACAUAGUCCAGUAUGCAUUUGGCCUGAGUUACUACAUCUUUCUAGGGCUGACUGUGCUCUGUCUGGACAUUCCAGUCUACGAUGAAGGCUUAUCUGUCCUUGGCCAGCUGCAGUGGUGCCAUGCUGGGGGAGUCGUGCUCUUCAUCUGGGCUUCCUGGCUCCAACACCACAGCCUGGCUCUGCUGGCCAGUCUGCGCACCAAAAACACCGGUGCGGUGUCGGCAGUUGGCCAUCAUAUGCCACAUGGGUGCUGGUUUGAGCUGGUCUCCUGCCCUCACUACUUUGCCGAGCUCCUCAUCUACGUCUCCAUGGCCUUGUGCUUGGGUGGCUCUUCGGUGACCUGGUGGCUUGUCGUCCUCUAUGUUUUCUUUAACCAGGCACUAGCAGCUCAACUCUGCCAGGAGUUUUACCAGAGCAAGUUUGAGGACUACCCUCCCCAGCGGAAAGCCUUCAUUCCAUUUGUGUUUUAACCGAAACUCUCCGUGGUUUGUUUAAAAGUGGAUAUGUUAUAACUGGUUAAUUGAUGCAGUAUUUGUUAUCGGUAUGCUAUGCAUUGCUGUUGGAAUAUUUUUAUCUGUUCGUGCAUGAAGCAGCUUUGAAUAUGUUAUGAAUAAAAGAAACAUUUUUGCUUAUGUUUAUCCUAUUUCCAUGUCAAAGGGAAAAAACGAAAAUGUGCAUUAUGAGUUGUAAACAUUGUGGUUGGUAUUGGAAAGUGUUUAUCAGAGGUUGAGGAUGAUUGACAGUGCCAGGUUCUGUGGGAACUGAAGUGCUGUAUGCUACAUAGUCUACUGUUGUGAACAGAUGGAGGCAACGGGCUCAGGUGUCAACGACUAGCCCUGCUCUGACUUGAACUCAGUACUUUUUCUGAGAUUUCUUAAUGUCGUGUGUGUGUGUGUGUGUGUGUGUGUGUGUGUGUGUGUGUGUGUGUGUGUGUGUGUGUGUGUGUGUGUGUGUGUGUGUGUGUGUGUGUGUGUGUGUAUUAUGUUGUGCAUCCUGAAGAUGUGAAUUUGACCCCUGGCCUGCAUUCUUAUUGCAUUUGCUUGAAAUGUUAUUUUUGAUUAGUACUUCCUAAUGGGUGACUGUGUUAUCAUUGUGUUCUUGAUUACGAUAAAACAAAAUUAAAAAGAAGAAAACAUACACACGUGUUAUGUUUGCUUCUUGACAACAAGAAUGGCUUGGGCAAUUGUAAAAGGCUAAGCUAUUCCCAAAUUGUGGGGAUAGACAGCU